AUGGACACUAAUUUUUCGGACCAAGCCACCAAUCGUCAGUCCUAUAAUCGAGAGAGUAUGCAAGAAGGCUCAAGCAACUGUCGUUUUGGUGCAGGACACUCGAAUGUCAAUCCUUUUCAAGACUACCCAUCUCAUCGUUUUUCGGCGCUUCCUCCGAAUCAGGCCCGAUUUAGUGGAGGCAUGGGAUUUUCGUUGAAUUCUCAACGACCUAUGGUGGUUGGUGAAGCUUCAUCCCAAGCACAUACUUUUACGCAGUUUCAGAAGUUACCGUCCCCUCUGACGUGUUCCUCCGGUGAAGAACCUGAUCAACAGAUGGCCGCAGUAAGCGAAUGCAGCCCAGCCACACCCAUGUCAGCUGAUGAAAACAGUGCCACAAUGCAUGUGAUGCCAGUUUCCGAUACGGAAAUUGAAAGGCCGCCACGGCAUAGUGAACAGUCAUCCGAAGAUCUAGCUGUUGUUAAUAUUUUACAUUACGAGUUCAAAGAUAGGGUUGGUCAACCGUUCAAAUGCCCCACGUUGAAUUUGUGGGUAGAUGGAUUUUGCGGUUCAGGUGAUCCAACGAGAUUCAGUCUUGGCUCGCUCGGUAACAGCAGUCGACAAGUCGGUGUGAUACCAGUCAGGGGUCAGAUAGGAAAGGGAAUGCAAAUGCAAUACAAAGAUGGUCGAACAACGAUCACUUGCCUGAGUGAGUCUCCAUUGUUCGUACAAGCUCCGCUACAUGCUAGGCGCCUGAAUGAUGAUGCGGCCACCGUUUACCGAUUAUCAGGUGUUGCUGAAGGCGAUGAUGUCAAUAGUCGAACAAUAGAUAUUUUUGAUGAACUUUUGUUCGAGAAACUUCUCGAGGAGGCACGACAGCAAGGUUAUCGUCAUGUGUAUGCACUUCAGAGCUUAUGUAUAUGUAGAGUAUCGUUCGUAAAAGGUUUCGGUAAAAGUUAUCGACGAAUGACUAUACUUGAAACUCCUUGCUGGAUUGAGAUUCACUUCAUGAACUAUCUUCAGAAGCUUGAUGAGGUUAGCUUUCAGGUUUAA
Haemonchus placei is the source of this 1029-nucleotide messenger RNA. The record is from the annotation of a GenBank genome assembly. NCBI's taxonomy places the organism in Eukaryota, Metazoa, Nematoda, Chromadorea, Rhabditida, Trichostrongylidae.